AUGUCGAAAUUGCCAAAGAGUGUCUCUACUGCCACAUCGCGCUUGGCGCAGGUGUCUCAACAGUUCUCGUCCCAAGCUCCGCUCAGACAACAGCAAGCAAGAAUGGCUCAUAAAGGUACUAUGCACAAGUUGAACACUGGAGCAAGCAUUCCGGCACUCGGAUUCGGAACUUGGCAAGAUAAAGAAGCACAAGAGCCAGCAGUAGUUGCUGCUCUUCAGGCUGGUGUGAGACACAUCGAUACAGCAGCUGUAUAUGGUACUGAGCCUGCUGUUGGCUCUGCGAUCAAGAAGUCUGGUGUUCCCCGUUCUGAGAUCUUCCUUGUCACCAAAAUAUGGAACAAUUCGCAUGCUCCUGAAGAUGUCGAGGCUGCUCUUGAUACGUCUCUUUCAAACCUUGGAACCGACUAUGUUGAUCUCUGGUACGUAUACAAGGGUACAGCUAGCACAAGUCAACAGCUACCAGAUGAUGUUUCAACUUCUGUCUCAGAAGAUCAAGAUCCAGACAUCACGCUGCCGAAUUCCUUCUCGAGCAACAUCGGAUGGUUGAUGCAUUGGCCGUCCGCCUUUGCCAGUGGUUCGUCGCUCUUCCCGAAAGACUCGAAUGGAAAGGUCAAGGCUGGAAGCUCGGAUUACGUCGAGACCUACAAGGCAAUGGAAAAGCUCUACAAGUCUGGCAAAGCAAGAGCUAUUGGCGUCUCGAAUUUCAGCAAGGCUGAGAUGGAAAGACUGAUUAAGGAGACCAGCGUCGUUCCAGCAGUUCAUCAACUUGAGCUCCAUCCUUACUUGCAACAGCACGAGUUUGCUGAAUGGCACAGGUCUCAGGGUAUCCACGUCACCCAAUACUCGCCUUUUGGCAACAGCAAUGAAGUUUACUCCAAAGGCCAGAACUUGAGCAAGCUGAUUGAAGAUCCAACUCUGGUCGAAGUGGGAAAGAAAUACGGCAAGUCUGGAGCGCAAGUAGCGUUGGCUUGGGGUAUUGCUCAUGGCCGCAGUGUCAUUCCCAAGAGUAAGACUCCUGCGAGAAUCCAACAGAAUGUCGAAGGAGACUUCGAACUAAAGUUGCGCUUCAACGAUCCAAGUGCAAACUUUGGAUGGAACUUCUACCAGGAUCUGGAUGGAAAGGAGGCUUAA
This is a messenger RNA of Aureobasidium vineae, 1131 nucleotides long. The record is from the annotation of a GenBank genome assembly. Lineage: Eukaryota; Fungi; Ascomycota; Dothideomycetes; Dothideales; Saccotheciaceae.